Molecule: messenger RNA, 1686 nt
Organism: Seminavis robusta
Lineage: Eukaryota; Bacillariophyta; Bacillariophyceae; Naviculales; Naviculaceae
Source: the annotation of a GenBank genome assembly
UAGAGUUAAGGAUAAAAUCAAGAUCUUUUGGGGACCUUUGUCCUCCAUCCAAUCGCCACUUUGAUAUCUUGCCAUUGGCCGUCGACCUUUCUCUACUACUGUUAUCUAUUGCUAUCUAUCUGCCAUGAUGAUGUCCCUUCGAGUAUCUACUGCUGCUUCCCUGGCCCGUCGAAGACUGCCGGGUGGUCGAAUUCCGUUGCUAAUAUCCACCAGGAUACCCUCUCCUCGUUGCUUUUCCGCCAGUGCUACUACCGAGCCUACCAAUAACAGUGAUAUCAUUGAUUGUGACAGCAAGGACGUCUUGAAUGCCCAUCACGGCCUGGAUUUAUCGGAUCCCUACUGCAAUGUCUCGGAACACAUUGCGUCUCGAGUGGGAGUCAAUCUCCACCAUCGAACGAAUCAUCCUCUCUGUACCAUCAAGGAACUGAUUCAUGACUAUUGGAAUACCACUAAUAGUGACAACAACAAUAAAUUCGAAUUGAUUCAAAAUCUCCAUCCCGUCGUUUCGACCAACGCCAAUUUUGACUUGCUCCGCAUUCCUCAAGAUCACGUCAGUCGGCAAAAGACGGACACGUACUAUUUGAAUCCAACGACUGUGUUACGAUGUCACACCAGUGCCCAUCAAGUCGACCUCUUGAAGCAACACAAACGACAAUUCUUGGUCACGGGAGAUGUCUAUCGACGAGAUGAAAUUGAUGCCUCGCAUUAUCCCGUCUUUCAUCAAAUGGAAGGUGUCAAGUUGUUUGAUACAUCCGACAAUACAGAAGAAUCAAUUCAGGCCGAUUUGCAACACGGUCUCGAAGGCAUGGCCAAGGCACUCUUUGGCGCCGACACGCCGGUCCGAUGGGUCGAUGCCUACUUUCCCUUUACCCAUCCAUCGCUCGAAUUGGAAGUCUACUAUCAAGACGACUGGUUGGAAGUAUUGGGAUGUGGAGUGAUUCAUCCCGAUAUUAUUCAAAAUGCCGGAAUGGACCCUUCACAAACAUCGGGAUGGGCAUUUGGAUUGGGAUUGGAACGAUUGGCCAUGGUCUUGUUUGCGAUACCCGAUAUUCGACUCUUUUGGUCCACCGACCAACGAUUUCAUAAACAGUUUCAAGCUGGAACAAUCAACACGUUUCAACCCUAUUCCAAAUAUCCACCGUGUCUCAAGGACAUGUCUUUUUGGUUGGCUCCAGACGCCAACGCAUUUUGUGAAAAUGACUUGUCCGAAGUCGUGCGAGAAGUGGCAGGAGAUUUGGUGGAACAAUUGACAUUGAUUGAUUCCUUUGUGCAUCCCAAAACACAACGCACCAGUCAUUGCUAUCGCAUCACCUACCGAUCCAUGGAUCGAUCACUCACCAAUCAAGAGAUUGACGCGCUACAAGAGCAAGUACGAACGUUGACACAGGAUCGAUUGGGAGUCGAGUUGCGAUGAUGAUGAUAAUAUUAAUGACGAUGAUAAUGCUGUGUUGCACUGAUGAGUGUGUUGGUUGGCUCGUUUCUCGAAAUGCUACCUUGCGCUAGUGCAAGUGGAGGUAUGGUACUCAAGCGACAAUCAAUGAAAGAGAAGAUUGAGACAUAAAGCUGGCUCUGGGCGGUCUUCGAUGAAUAAAUAGCCUGAGGGAAAGCUGCGCCGAGUUGGCUCCUCAAGUGUACAAAUCAACUAUUUUUAACUUCUAGACGUGUUUCACAUCAUUUGUACUUCAA